CAGUACUAUUUUCAAGAAAAUGGUUACAGAAUCCCAGACAUCCAUACAACUGCCAGUUGUAGACAUUUCUAAGCCACUGCACCCAUCUUCUCUCUCCAUUCUUGCAGAAGCCUGCAAAGAAUGGGGUUUCUUUCACAUAACCAAUCAUGGGAUCUCCAAAGAUCUUUACAACAAAAUUCAUUCUCUCUCCAAGCGCCUUUUCAGCCUCCCUUCUGAGACUAAACUCAAACUUGGCCCUUUCUCAUCUCUGAAAACUUACACUCCUCAUUUCAUAGCCUCUCCUUUCUUUGAGAGUCUUAGAGUUCGUGGACCAGAGUUUUCUGCCUCAGCUCAGAGUUCUGCAGAUGCCCUCCUUGACCAGCAAAAUUCUGAAUUCAGUGAGAUAUUGCAAGAAUAUGGGAGCAAAAUGACAGACCUAUCACAGAAAAUUGUGAAGACAAUGCUAAUGAGCUUAGGUGAGGAUUUUGAGAAGAAAUAUUAUGAUUCUGAGUUCAAAAACUGUCAUGGGUAUUUGAGGAUAAACAACUACUCAGCUCCAGAGAGUUUGGAAGAAGAGGCUGAGGGACUUGGAAUGCAUACUGAUAUGAGCUGUAUAACAAUAGUGUAUCAAGAUGAAAUAGGGGGGCUCCAAGUGAAAUUAAAAGAGGGGAAGUGGAUGGACAUUAACCCAUGUGAGGGGACCCUAGUUGUAAAUAUUGGUGAUAUGUUGCAGGCAUGGAGCAAUGGAAAGUUCAGGUCAUCUGAGCACAGAGUCAUUCUAAAGCAGCCUGUGAAUAGGUUUUCUCUAGCUUUCUUUUGGUGUUUUGAGGAUGAGAGAGUGAUCUUAGCCCCUGAUGAGGUGGUGGGGAAAGGAAAUAUGAGGAAUUACAGGGCAUUUGUUUGCUUGGAUUAUUUGAAAUUCAGAGAGAACAAUGAGAGAGGAAAGUUUGAGAAAGUUGGGUUUACUGUUAAGGACUUUGCUGGGAUUGGACUUCAAUCUAGUGGCUAGAAGAUGGAAGGCAUGGCUUGCUUCAUUGUUUUGAGUGGAAAUUGGGGAAUCCGGAUAUCCUCUAAUACAUUUUUCCUCGAUUUUCAUUGUCAAUAAAUCAUAAAUCGUGUGUUUAUGAGGGACCCACUUAUGUCAGUACGUUUUAUUUAUGUUAAUAUAGGUGUCAUCUACGAUUGAGCGAAAUUAAGUUAAAGUAUAUUGAAAUGAAUUUGGAUAGAAUUGUGGUGUCGAGUUCAAGUGGUUUGACUUGUUGGUGG
Messenger RNA from Ilex paraguariensis (yerba mate), 1245 nucleotides. NCBI's taxonomy places the organism in Eukaryota, Viridiplantae, Streptophyta, Magnoliopsida, Aquifoliales, Aquifoliaceae. The record is from the annotation of a GenBank genome assembly.